Ctenopharyngodon idella (grass carp) is the source of this 3604-nucleotide messenger RNA. Its product is annotated as PE-PGRS family protein PE_PGRS5-like. Bases 1141 to 2112 code for a protein of 323 amino acids. The transcript has 2 exons. NCBI's taxonomy places the organism in Eukaryota, Metazoa, Chordata, Actinopteri, Cypriniformes, Xenocyprididae. The record is from RefSeq and is a predicted model, not a curated record.
GACAAUCAUGUAGGAUCAGGAAUGUGUGCAUGAGUAGUCCAGUGUAGCAUCUGCUGUCCCGGUGUGAAGUCCAACUAGUGCACUCAGGAGUGGGACAGCUGUGCCUCACACACAGCUCAGCUUCAGAGUAACGGAGCAGGGAACUGAUGUUUUUUUUUUUUUUUUUUUUUUUUUUUUUUAGCAGGGAACUGAUGGCAAGAGUCUAAUAUUGUGAGGUUUGCAUACAUUCCAGCAAACCUCUAUUUCUUGGUGAUUGAAAGAAUUGUUUUUAUAUCUAUUUUUUGUGCUAUUUUAUUGUUGAAUGUAAUGCUACUUGUUUACAUCCUCUUUUAAAAAAUAUACUAAUAAAGGUAUUUUAGACGCUUUAGUUUUGCAUGAAAUUGACGUCAUCACAUAACAUACGUUAUCGACUGUGGCCUGCGUCUCAACUUGAGUGUCAGGUACAUGCAAUGUUACUGUUGUUCACGAAAGAGUGAAAAUAAUAUUAAAUAUUGGAAGUGGGUUGGCUUCACCGCUGGGAAAUUAAUAUCCCCGUGUUUUAUUGUCGAUAGUGUCAUGAAUAUUCAGAGUUUUAAUAACGAGCUGUGUGAUGUUUAUUGUUGUCGCCCCCGCCAGACUUAAAACGCGUGCUUUUUGUAGUAAUAUGUGGAAAUCACACUUUUUAAUCACAAUAGAUAUUUAUUGAGUUUUGUUUUUUUCAUUAGUAAACUGUACUUGACAUAUGUGCUUGUAAUGAUGGGUCAACAGAAUGGGGAUCCAUUUGCAGCUUUUAUUAAGAAUAGUAUAUACACAGGUAUGGGCAGAGGCAGAGACGUAAACGGGGACAGGCAAUGGUCGAGGCAGGCGGCAGACAAAUGGUAUCAGGAAGCAGGCAGAGAUCAGGGCAGGCAGCAAACAAACACAGUCCAGUAACCAGGCAAGGAUCAAGGCAGGCAGCAGAGAAUCACAGGAGAUAAACAGUCCAAUCGGCAACAGUAUAAACAAUCCACAGAAACCGCUUAGAAAUGAUCACCAGGGCAAAUCAAGACUUCGCAAUGAGGUUGUGUGUGUGUAAGUCCUUUAUAGUCCAGGUAGUGUGCUAAGCUGUAUGUGGCAACUGGUGAUUGGUGUGGAGUGUGCAUGUGAUUGGCAAGGAGGAUUAUGGGAAAUGGAGUCCAGGAACUGACAGGAACAGACAGUGAUCGUGACAUAACGCCCCCCUUCCGGAAGGCGCGUCCUCGCGGCGUAAAUGGCACAGAUAGGGAGGGGGGGUGGGUACAUUGGAGACCUGUUGGCAGACGGGAACGGGGUCUCCAAUGCAGGUCCAGGAACUCGGGCAGCCACGGCGGGUCAGGUGCCACGGGCAGCCACGGCGGGUCAGGUGCCACGGGCAGCCACGGCGGGUCAGGUGCCACGGGCAGCCACGGCGGGUCAGGUGCCACGGGCAGCCACGGCGGGUCAGGUGCCACGGGCAGCCACGGCGGGUCAGGUGCCACGGGCAGCCACGGCAGGUCAGGGUCCGUAGCUGGCCACAGCAGUUCACAGGCGGUUGAAGGCCGUGGGCGUGUAAGGUCCCCACCCGCAAGCUCAAGCAAUUCGGAGGCCGCUGAUGAUCGCGGCCGUGCAGGGUCCCCACCCACAAGCUCCCCACCCUCAGGUAUAUGGCCCCCCCCAAAAAAGUUCUUGGGGAAUUCAACGGAGGCCGUGGCGGUUUCGUGGGUAAGGAGCUCGGGUGGCGCCGGCAGGGCGAGGAGCUCGGGUGGCGCCGGCAGGGCGAGGAGCUCGGGUGGCGCCGGCAGGGCGAGGAGCUCGGGUGGCGCCGGCAGGGCGAGGAGCUCGGGUGGCGCCGGCAGGGCGAGGAGCUCGGUUGGCGCCGGCAGGGCGAGGAGCUCGGUGCCGGCCUCCGUGGCUGUAUCAGGAAGAGCGGAUUGCUCUGGGACGGCAGCGGACUGCUCUGGAACGGCAGCGGGCUGCUCUGGGACGGCAGCGGGCUGCUCUGGGACGGCAGCGGACUGCUCUGGGACGGCAGCGGACUGCUCUGGGACGGCAGCGGACUGCUCUGGGACGGCAGCGGGCUGCUCUGGGACGGCCUCCGGGCCUACAGCGGGCUCUGGGAAGGCCUCCGGGCCUUGAGGGCUGGAGGAAGCCUUCUUCCUCCUCCUCCUCCGUUUGAAUGGUUGAGGCGGUGGCUCUGUGCCUACCUCCUCGGUGGGCGCUGCAGCGGGCUCACGGGGUGGAGCGGACUCACUGGCUGGGACGACCCCUAUGUUCCCAGACACUGGCGGGGCGGCCAUCUUGCCCGUGGGCACUGGCAAAGCAGCCAUCUUGUCCAUAGCAUCCCGAGAGUUUGAGUGCGUCGCAACCGGCGAGCUUGAGUGCGUCGCAACCGGCGAGCUUGAGGGCGUCGCAACCGGCGAGCUUGAGGGCGUCGCAACCGGCGAGCUUGAGGGCGUCGCAACCGGCGAGCUUGAGGGCGUAGCAACCGGCGAGCUUGAGGGCGUUGCAACCGACGAGCUUGAGGGCGUAGCGGCCAGCGGGCUUGAGUGCGAAGCGGCCGGCGGAGGCUUAGGAAUGCCAGCCGCUCGUGCUGAAGUCAGCGGUGGAUCAGCCACACUGGAACGCAACCCACCCUGCUCCCAAACAGAUCCAGAGACGUAACGUGACUCUAGAAGAACAGCGGGGACAUGACGUUGUUCUGGAAGAUCAGAGGAGACGUGACUUGGCUCACGGAGGUCAACUGUGACUUGACUUGGUUCAGGAUAAUCAGCGCUGACUUGACUUGGUGUUGUUAUUAUGGUGGCCGCCAUUUUGUGAGCGUCAUCUGGCGCGGCGGCCAUUACGUGAAUGGAUGAAGUGUCGCAUUUCUCCACGACACCCACAGUAAAUGGAGAGCCAACAGUCAAUAAAGCAUAAUCCAAAAACAGACUUAAAGAUGAACGGGGUCCCUCACGAAUGAGUUGUUUUUUAAGUGGCUGAUUGAUGCCCUCACAGAAAAAGUCUAUGAGCACGCAGUCCGGCAGAUCUGACCAAUAAGCAAUGUUCAAAUAUUCUGUGAUAUAAUCCUCUAUCGAUCGUGUGCCCUGCGUGAGUCCUAAUAACAAUUGUGCGAUGUUCCUACCGGGCCAUUGUUCUUCAGGAAAGCCGCUGGAUCCAUGUGUUGGCGAAGUCUUCUGUAAUGAUGGGUCAACAGAAUGGGGAUCCAUUUGCAGCUUUUAUUAAGAAUAGUAUAUACACAGGUAUGGGCAGAGGCAGAGACGUAAACGGGGACAGGCAAUGGUCGAGGCAGGCGGCAGACAAAUGGUAUCAGGAAGCAGGCAGAGAUCAGGGCAGGCAGCAAACAAACACAGUCCAGUAACCAGGCAAGGAUCAAGGCAGGCAGCAGAGAAUCACAGGAGAUAAACAGUCCAAUCGGCAACAGUAUAAACAAUCCACAGAAACCGCUUAGAAAUGAUCACCAGGGCAAAUCAAGACUUCGCAAUGAGGUUGUGUGUGUGUAAGUCCUUUAUAGUCCAGGUAGUGUGCUAAGCUGUAUGUGGCAACUGGUGAUUGGUGUGGAGUGUGCAUGUGAUUGGCAAGGAGGAUUAUGGGAAAUGGAGUCCAGGAACUGACAGGAACAGACAGUGAU